Messenger RNA from Trametes versicolor FP-101664 SS1, 1587 nucleotides. RefSeq lists its product as uncharacterized. The record is from RefSeq and is a predicted model, not a curated record. NCBI's taxonomy places the organism in Eukaryota, Fungi, Basidiomycota, Agaricomycetes, Polyporales, Polyporaceae. Bases 125 to 1570 code for a protein of 481 amino acids. Gene Ontology annotation, molecular function: N-acetyltransferase activity. The transcript has 3 exons.
CGACGAUCGACCCGCGUCGCAGCGUACGUGCCUCGCGGUGUGUCCCGGCCCAGCCGAGACACCCCGCAAUCCUCAACACAGUCCCUGAUCUGCAAUAGGAUACAAAGACGAGGCACCAGUAAAUAUGUCACCCCAGGCUGCUACAAAGCCUCUGAGAAAAGCAGGCAAAUUGGAGCACUACUUCUCGAUCUCCUCACGCCUGGGAGUCCAGCCUUGGGUGGUCGUCUCCGCGAAGUACCACAACGGCUCGGGUGCGCCGCUCGACGAGGCAACUCUCUUCGCCGCGCUGGACCGCGUUGUCCGCGGCCAGCCAGCCCUCGCAUCCCGCCUGGAGUACCCCUCCAAACAGCCUACAGCAGUGCCAGAAUGGGUCCUCCUGCCCUCGGUCAAUCUCGACGCGCUCGUCGAGUUCCGCGACGAGGAUGCAACGCAGCUGCAGGACAUUCUGGAGGCCAUGUACGCGGCCCCGCAGCUGUAUGCGGACAACGCUCCGCCAUGGAAGCUGUUUGCCCUGCGCGAUGGCACCAUCGCCUUUGCCUACGAGCACACCAUGGGCGAUGGGCAGAGCGGCAUGGCCUUCCACAUCUCGCUCCUCGACGCCUUACGGAGCCUUCCGGAGUCCCUUCCCGCACAUUCUGGGAUUGUCACCGACUUUGCUGACGGCGUUGUCCUCACUCCCGCGCUGGAGGGCGCCAUGGACGACUCCGUUCCGCUUACCGUCAUCCUUCGUGAGGUCGGCAAACUCGUCUGGCCUCCCGCAUGGCGCAAGGCCACGACUGCAUGGACCGGCAACAGCCGCCCCAAGAAGACCGUGUUCGGGACGUCCAUGCGCAUCGCGCACUACUCGCCGGAAGACGGCCAGUACCUCGUCGCGCUCUCCCGCGAGCACAAGGCCACGCUGACGGGAACGCUGCACACCAUCGCGCUGGUCACACUUUCGCGCCUCAUCCGCGCUCGCCCGGACGGGCACAAGUACAAGACGAUCUCGACAUUCAUCCCGAUUUCUCUACGACGAUACACACAUGCUUUACCUACCGCAAUUUGCAACCACGUCUCGUCCUUAAGGGACUACCAUCCCAUCUUCCAACGAGGCUCCAAGCCUGAGGGGUUGACCAUAGAGGCAAUGACGGCGGAGAACUUUCCUUGGGAGCUCGCGGCGGACCUAGCCGCUAUGUUGAAGCGCGCGGCGCCGUACGCGAUCUAUGAGGUGGGGAUGCUGAAAUUGCUGGGCAGGAAAUACGAGAAGCACAUCCGCGGGUUACUUGGCAAGAAGCGUACUGCCGGCUUCGAGCUCUCGAACCUCGGGCCCUUCCCCGCUGCGAAUCCGGACAAGUCAGAGGGGAUAUCCGCUCCUGGAAGCAAGUGGGACAUCGACGAGGUGUUGUUCGCGCAAGCGUGCCCCACACUGGGCGCUGCAUUCUUGCUGAACGUGGCUGGAACGCCCGCCGGGGGCUUCGGGGUGUCGGUGGCAUAUAGCAAGGAGACAGUGGAUGAGGUCUUUGCCAAGGAGUUCGUUAGUGCUUUCCAUGCUGGAGUGAGGGAACUGCUGUCGUCGCGGCCCGCACCUUAAAACUUUGACUGUUUCGU